Molecule: messenger RNA, 357 nt
Organism: Suillus discolor
Lineage: Eukaryota; Fungi; Basidiomycota; Agaricomycetes; Boletales; Suillaceae
Exons: 4
Coding region: 1-357 (118 amino acids)
Source: RefSeq, a predicted model, not a curated record
AUGCCUGAUGUCUUCGGUAUUUCUGACCUGUAUGAUAUAGUCGAUGGUAUCAGGUCAAUGUCAAUCAACGACACCGAUGAAUUUGAAGCCAACCUUGUCAUGGACCUAGCGAGGGCAAGGCGGGACAUAUUUAGGGCAGAGAAGGCACUAGUGGAUUGUGUAGUGCGAGAACGCGAAAUCAUGGCGAAUCUUUCCAAGCACCAGUCCGAUGUUUCGAAGAAAAAGCUUGACAAGGCAGAUAUAGGAUUAGGGUAUAUGCAAAUUACAUUCAAAAAAUAUGGUCUUUCUCACCAUUCACUUGUGCCAUGCAGUUUGCAAGAACAAUCCAGCCGUCGCAUAUCGGUAAUUUUAGAUUGA